AUGACUAGGAGUUUGAUUUCUUCCUUCCAGCUGAAGUUCAGCCAGAACAAAAUUCGGUGCAAUCCAAGGAGAUUCCGAGCUUGCAUCUUAAUCGAUUUGUUGGACCUUCGAUCAAGUUCACCUUUUGGUUACCGAAAGGUGUUUGAGCAGUAUGCUGCAAUUCUUCAACAUAAGUAUCCAUCAUUGACAAUUGAAGGGGAAAACCAUCCUCCACCCUUCUUAAACCAAAAGAUUGCUCAAUUUCUGGGAAUUGUGAAAAUACUGCUCAUUCUCCUUGUGGUUUCCGGUACCAAUAUUUUUGAGCAUUUAGGUGUGCAAGCUCCAUCAGCUUGGGAGUGGACUCAGCAGAACAAGUUUUAUGCAUGUUUGAUGACUUUCUUUCUAUGCAAUGCAAUUGAAGGGCAAUUGAUAUCAACUGGAGCUUUUGAAAUUAUAUUAAAUGAUGUUCCCCUUUGGUCAAAAUUGGAAACUGGUAGAAUACCACAACCCCCUGAACUCUUUCAGAUGAUUGAUAACCAUCUCAGUAUGGCCAGCCCACAAUUGAGUUUGGAUUCAUAAAUGCUGUGUGGUGUUUAUUGUUACAAUUUGUUUGAGUCUAAGCCCUUGUGGAUAUGAUGAUUUCUUUGAAAAGUAGUGGAAACUACUGAAAGCGAUCGGAUGUUUCACCCACAAAAUGCUUCGUAUGAGAACACGCGUAACAAUAUAGCACUUGUCAUCUUGUGAGUUUUUCAUUCCAUUAAGUAAAAUAAAAUAAACUCUAGUCUGAAGAAA
Daphnia carinata is the source of this 771-nucleotide messenger RNA. RefSeq names its product thioredoxin reductase-like selenoprotein T (gene SelT). The transcript has 5 exons. Gene Ontology annotation, cellular component: endoplasmic reticulum membrane. Gene Ontology annotation, biological process: cell redox homeostasis. The record is from RefSeq and is a predicted model, not a curated record. Bases 1 to 558 code for a protein of 185 amino acids. NCBI's taxonomy places the organism in Eukaryota, Metazoa, Arthropoda, Branchiopoda, Diplostraca, Daphniidae. Gene Ontology annotation, molecular function: thioredoxin-disulfide reductase (NADPH) activity.